AUGUAUGCUACAUUAACAUUUCCAAAUGCAAACAGUUCCGAGGGAAUUUUGAAUAUGGGGGGCGGUAAGAAAAAGAAUCGGAACUCUGAUUCUGGCGCACAUGAGGCGUCAGAUAAUGCAAAUCGAACUGAAAAAAUCGGCACAAACAGGGCUACCCAGUCUGAGGUUCGUCCAAAAGAAGCUUCUCCGUUCUCCGAAUUGGCUUCUGGGGUUUCGAAAAUUACAAUUAAAAAUACUGGCGAUUCAACUGUCGAUGUUACCCCUAAGAAAAGUGAAAAAAGUGAAAAUUUGGAAAAGAGCCCGAAAUCUUUAAAUGAAAGGGGUCUUAAAACUAAGGAGGAAGUAAUCGCUGAACGAAAAGCUAAAGCUGCUGAAGCUAAAGCUAAAAAAGCAGCAGCUGCAGCUGCAAAAAAAGCCGCGAGCGCUAAUAUAAGUGGAAACUCGAAAUCGCCUGUUAAGAAGGAGUUCAAAAGAGAUGAUCGUCAACACGGUGAUGCUGGGAACAGGCACAUUCAUAGUGAUUCUGCGCAGACAAAUGGUCAUGUAGCCUCUAAAGCUACUCCUGACCACGGCAAGGCUUCUCUAGCUUCUUCUUCGACUCGUCUAUCUGUGCCUUUCAGACACGUACAUUUUGAUAUGACUCCCACGAGAUCUGAAGAAACAAGUUCGCAGGAGGUCUCACAACCCGAUAUUUCGAAGAUGGAUGUUGACCCAGCGUUCUUGAAAUUUGUUGCCAGGUAUCUAAAAACUUCUCUCUUCGAACGAUGUGGCUCUGGACGUAUUACUGGUAUAGACGCUAUUUGUGUGGCUUUUUUACAUGCAUUUAAGGAGCCGUAUUUGCACAAAGUAAUACUAUUAAUGAACAGAUAUCUGACUGAAAACGGUACUCAGCCCUUACCACUGGCCUUACGUAAUGUUGUUCGGCAGCUUAAGAAGGAAAUCAACCAGUUACCUUCCGACACCACAGAAAUCAGUGGUAAAGAAUUGCUACGGGACUGGUUGGACGAUUUUAUGGCGCAGAAUUUUGAUCUUGCAUUACGUGCUAUAUCAUCUUUCUGUCUGGAUAAAAUAGCGAAUACUUCAUAUAUAAUAACUUACUCUUGGUUGUGCCCAGUUGUCGAAAAAAUCAUUUUAGAUGCAUAUGAAAAGAAACUUAAAUUUCACCUAUGCAUUAUUGAUUCCCCUAUAUCGCAACGAGGCAAACAGUUAGCAAAAAAACUGUCGGCAAAAAAUAUCGAAUGUACGUACGGGUUACUAAAUUCUGUUGGUUAUGUUAUGAAAAAUUGCAGUAUGGUUCUGCUUGGCUGCUCUGCGAUAUUGUCAAACGGGUAUGUAGUUGCUGAUAGAGGUUCAAGUUCAGUCGCUUUAGUAGCUUCAGCGGCCAAUGUUCCUGUUUUAGUUGCGACACAAACAUUUAAGUUUGUUGAUACGGCACAGCUGUUCGAUCGCAAUUAUUCUAAGGGUAAUUUAUUAAUGAAAGAUCAGAUGGAAAUACUUCCGGCUGAUUUAGUAACUGCUGUGGUUACUGAACUUCGGAUUCUUCACCCUAGUUCUGCGCCAGCUGUUCUUAAAGCUAAGCAGCUUGCAGUUGGAUAA
This is a messenger RNA of Enterobius vermicularis (human pinworm), 1596 nucleotides long. The record is from the annotation of a GenBank genome assembly. Lineage: Eukaryota; Metazoa; Nematoda; Chromadorea; Rhabditida; Oxyuridae.